AUGAGAGAUUGCGUUGUUGGCACCAUUGUCUUCAUAAUCAUUUUUGUUUUUCUAGCGAUUUCACUUCAAGACCAAUUUCUUCACGAAUUUAAUGAACAAUUACGCCCUUCAAGAUUUCAAGAUGCAAGUUUGCACUAUGAAAUGAUUCUCCCGAAUUCUCAGAAUUAUACAAUCGAUGAUGAAGACGGAGACGAAGGCGAAAACUAUCACGAAAACGAGUCCCCUAAGAAAAUCGCGAAGCCAGUGUCAAAAGUUUCUAAGUGGAGCGGCAAGCAAACGUCAAUUCUGAUCGUAAGCGCAUGGAAAUCUGGCGCGGCAUUGCUUGAAGAAAUGUUCAACCGAAACCCAAAUUUCAUGUUCUACUCUGAGCCACUGGUUGCUUUCGGAAAACAAGGCACAGACUCGCAAAAAUUGAAAAUGCUCAAAGACAUUUUUCAAUGCAAAGUGCCCUUGGCGAAGAAUUAUUUGACGGUGGCGAAAGAUGAGGACAUGAAAACUUGCUUAGAAAGAGGAAUUUGUAACGAUUUCAAAAGCCAAAAAUUCUGCUCGCCACCUUUUUGCUCAUCCAAAGCAGCCAAGUCAGCGUCAACCUGCCAUGAAAGCUGCAAAAUAAACUGGGAGGAGACCGAAACACAAGAAUUAGCUUCUGACACUUGUAAAAAGUCACAUGCAGUUGUUGCGUCAGUCACGCUUCUUCAAGAACUGAUGGAAAUCAAGAAGUUUAUAAACUACCAGGAGAUUCAUUUGAAGGCAAUCUUCUUGAUGAGAGAUCCCCGCUCCGUGUUUAGAUCGAGAAAGCUGGAGAUCAUAAAAAACGAGGGAAAAGCAGUCUGGACUCCCGCGAGAUCCAAACACGAAGCUUCUCAACUCAAAAAAGAAUGCUCAACGAUGGUCGAUAACUACAACAUGGCAGUGCGUAAUAAGGGAGGCAUCGCGAAGAGCAUCGUGUUCUUACGAUACGAAGAUCUUUCACUUGAAUACGAAAGCUUUACUGAAGAAAUUUAUGAAAAAUUCAAGCUCGGAGAUUUCAACGAAGCGGUCGAAAAUCUUCAAAAAAUUCGCCAGUAUGUGAAGCCUUGGAGAACGAAUUCGGAUUCUGCGAUCGAAAAACUUUCUCAUGAUCAUAUUCUUUACAGUUGGAGAAUGGUGAACAAAGAGUCCUCAGGAAGUCAGUACGCGUCUCAACUUGAAAUCUUAGACGUCCAACAAAAAUGCAGCGAAUUCAUGAAAACUUUCGGUUAUCUACCGCUAGAAAAAGAAACGCACAAAUCUUUCUUCAACAUGAGACUCGACCUGAGUUCUUAUGAAACAAUUCUUAGAAAUUUUAGAUUCGAUCAAAGUAUUUCCGUCACUCUCACAGAUAUGAACAUAGAGGGAGGCCAGUGUACAUGGGACUUCAUGUCGGUUACCUUUGAUGAUGGAACUGGUACAGGAGUCAUUUGCGGAAACAACAUCCCUCCGCCAGGGACGUUCAUUGGCCCAGGCCCAUGUACUGUACAAUUCACGAGCGAUAAUGGAGUCACUCUAAGAGGCUUCCAGUUGGAAUAUGAAAUUACUCCUGAUGACUUGUGCAUUGGCAAUGAAUGCGAAAACGAUUCAGAGUGUAUUCAAGACGACACAGACCCGCGAGGAUACAUCUGUAAUUGUCCUCCCGGGCUCACUGGUGAUUUUUGCGAAGCUGACAUCAACGAAUGCGCAGAAGGACUCUGCGAAAAGGGUAUUUGCGUAAACUUUUUCGCCGGGUUCAACUGCGAAUGUGAGCCAUUUUUCACCGGAGACUCCUGCAAUCUCGAACUAGACGCUUGUUUUACAAGAGAAGCGCCUUGCAAUCUGACUGGGACUGAUUUCUGCGAGUCACUAGAUCCAUUUCUCUUCCAGCCAGCUUUUCUCUGCAAUUGCAAAGCUGGUUUCUUCUCUGACGAUUGCAGCGUAUCAGUUUGCGACACAGAAAACCCUUGUUUGAAUGGGAAUUGCUUUGUUGGAAACCAAGGCGAUGCCAAGUGCAGAUGUCAUUCUAACGAAACAGGAACAUGGAUCGGGCAGACCUGCGAUGUUUUUGAAGUCUCCUCGAAUCCUGGAAUGCAGACGUUCCUGACAACACUCAUAAUUGCUGCAGGUUCCAUCGCGUUGUACUUUAUCUUAUCCUAUUGCUACAAAAGAGGCCAAGUUAUUCUCAAACACCAUUCUCGCGGCAAUCAGCCGGAUACCGUUAACCCGCUUCAUGAUCAAUAUCACAACGGCCCACGUGACCGCAGUCUCCCAAGAUUCAAAACGAUGGCGCUGGCGCAAGCCGCGGCCAGAAGAGCGAAACACGAUCUUCCAGAUAGAAAACAACGAGUUUUUCAUCAACGACCGUCUUCGAUAACAUCUGGUUACGUCACGGAAGAGUUCUAUUCCGAUAGGCAUAGAAAUUCUAUUUCUGAUUCUAGCGCCGCUUACGGAAAAAAUAGAAACAGAGGGAUGAAUGAUUCUUAUCGAAGUCGGAACACUAGAAUUCCAGAAGUAAAUGGAUCGCGAGAGACCGACUACUAUCAACGUCAAAUGAUGAGCCCUCCGAAAUCCUACUACCACUCGGUCGGCAGAGGAUUGGAUAAUUCCCGACAAGGCGCUUUUGCUAAUUAA
Messenger RNA from Oikopleura dioica, 2622 nucleotides. The record is from the annotation of a GenBank genome assembly. NCBI's taxonomy places the organism in Eukaryota, Metazoa, Chordata, Appendicularia, Copelata, Oikopleuridae.